This is a messenger RNA of Arxiozyma heterogenica, 3027 nucleotides long. It is a transcript of the gene RTT10, whose product is annotated as tRNA (34-2'-O)-methyltransferase regulator RTT10. Gene Ontology annotation, cellular component: cytoplasm. The record is from RefSeq and is a predicted model, not a curated record. The coding region runs from base 1 to 3027 and encodes 1008 amino acids. Gene Ontology annotation, molecular function: protein binding. Gene Ontology annotation, biological process: tRNA methylation. Lineage: Eukaryota; Fungi; Ascomycota; Saccharomycetes; Saccharomycetales; Saccharomycetaceae. The transcript has a single exon.
AUGGGAGAACUCAAAGACAUUUCACAUUAUGGACCAUCUCUGUGUGUAAAAUUUUUCGAAGAAACAACAUUAUAUUCUGCUUGUGGCCCAUUUCUUCAAAUUUUUGAUUAUAAAACUAACAUAUUAAAACACCAUGUAAGAAUAUUUAAAAAGAACAAGAUUCAUGGAUUUUCAUUUAGUAAUAAUGGUAACAGCAUAGUUUUAUAUGGAGGUAAAUCUGUUCUUAUAAUUGAAACCAAAAGUUUAUUGGCUAGUGACAAUGUAAGUGACAGAGAAUUUCUUGCUUCUGAAUGGAUUAUUACUGGCGAGUUUAGUUACAAUAAUAAUCAAAUCUAUUUGUUAACCUGUUACAACUUGGUUCUAGUAUUAGAUAUUAAUGCUACUAUUCUUUAUAGAAAAACUUUAAAGAAUGAAAGGUCAAUUUUGUAUUCUGGGUCAAUUAGAGUGUUAAGCGAUACAGUAUAUGUAUGUUCAGGGACCGUGAUGGGAGGUGUUUUGAUAUGGGACUUACAUAGUGAGUCUAUGAUACAUAAUUUAGUUGGCCACGACGGUUCCAUUUUUUAUGUCACUGUUAGUAACAAUGCUAAAUUGAUUGCUAGUUGUUCUGAUGAUCGUUCAAUUAGACUAUGGGAUAUGACAACUGGUGAACAAUUGGCUGUUGGUUGGGGUCAUACUGCAAGAAUUUGGAAUUUGAGAUUUUUUCACGAUGAUACUAAAUUAAUUAGUGUUUCUGAAGAUUGUACUUGCAGAACCUGGAACAUUAAUCUAGAUCCUGGACGUAACAAAGUGGAAUUACUUAUUAAUCAUGUAUUCGAAGUACAUCUAAUUAAGAAUGUCUGGAGUGUAGAUGUGAAAGAGGAUGAAAUGAUUGCAGUUACUAGUGGGAAUGAUGGUAGAUUAAAACUCAUUGAUUUACAACAAUCUAAUAGAUAUGGCGAUGAACACGAAACUUUUGAUUUAAAGGAUAUUGGUAAAACAUUCAACGUUACCAUUAACAAAGAUGAAAUUAUAAAAGGCUUCACAUGGUUACCCUUUGGAUUGGUUAGUAUUACAUCUUAUGGAAAAAUAUUCUUGUAUUAUUAUUUAACUAAACAAUGGAAACUAUUAGAGAUUGAUGAAAGAUUUAUGUCAUACUCUAUUACAAAUAGUAUAGGAGAUCAAAAAGAUAACAAUAUAGUCGUUUUUUCAAAUAACAAAUGUGAUUUACUUCUUUUGAAUCUUUCUAAAGAUGGAAAUUAUGUUACUUGUAAAGAAAGUUUACAUAUAGAUGGAUUAUCUAAAACAACAAAUUGUAUGAUCAUACCCUCAAGUCAGGAGACUUUUUUAUUAACCUUAGAAUCUCCUAAUCCUCGUGACAGUUUCAAAAUACUUAAAUUCAAUAUGAACUCUCUACAAAUACAAGAGGAAUACAAUUUUAAAAAACCAGAGAAUUUUACCUCUUCCUGUCUUGAAAUAUUUAAUCAUUACUUAUUAGUUGGUUCAAGAUUUAGUACUAUUGCUAUAUUUGAUUUAAAUAAAGCAAACGAUACAAAUUAUAUUUGUACAUUAAUUAAGAGAAUUAACCCUGGUGAUACUACAACUUCCAUUAAACUUAUUGAAAGCAAAAAUAAUAAACAAUUAUUUUCGGUUACAAAUCGAGAUGGAUAUUAUAAUUUUAUUACACUAACUUUAACCGGCACUCAAAAAAUUAGGCAUGAAAUUAUACAUUCAAAUAAGAUUUUAAAAGGGUUUUUAGAAGGUGCUUAUUACAACAACUCAAAUGACUAUAUAAUAUACGGAUUUAAAUCUAGUCUUUUUUAUAUGUACAAUGAACAAAAAGGCUAUGAGAUAGUUAGUGAAGUUUGUGGUGGUGCACACAGGCAAUGGAAGUUAUCGUCGUUAUUUGAUAAUACAUCCAGUAACAAUUCCUUCAUGUUGAUGUAUAUCAAAUCCUCAAAGUUAUAUUUAAGAAAAAUCUAUAAACCAGUAGUAGCAGAAACUUUAAUUGAUGGUUUACAUGGUAGAGAGAUUCGUGAUUUAAGUAUAUGCCUCGCACCUAGAAAGAAUAGUGACCAUUUAUUUGUGACCGGCUCGGAAGACACUACAAUUAGAUUAAAUUCUGUUAAUCUCACUACAGGAAAUAUUAAAACUUAUUGGGCGGAAAGAAGACAUGUUUCUGGUCUACAAAAGCUAAGAUUUAUUAAUUCCCAACUUAUAAUUUCAUGCAGUGCUAGGGAAGAAUUAUUUUUAUGGGAAAUUAAUGAUGAGUUUGAUUCUAAUCCAUAUAUUUACGUAAAACAAACGUUGCCUGUAUCAAGUAAUAAUCCAGAUUUAAGAAUAAUGGAUUUUGAUGUUAAGUUUAUUAAUGAGGAAGAUUUUAUGUUACACACUGUUUACUCAGAUUCUGCAGUCAAGAUUUGGUACUACCAAAAAAAGUCGAAUACGUUCAAAUUAAUAACAUGUAUGAAAUAUAAGACAUGUUGUAUUUUUAAUACUUUAUUUGUUGAUUAUAAUGAUUUUUCUUACUUAGUUCUUGCACCUACUGAUGGUUACCUAGUAAUCUACAGUGUCACAGAAAUCGUUAAAUGUAUCCAGGAAGGUUUUACAACUAUAAAAGAUGUCAAUCUUAUUCCUGAACUUUCUAUUAAAGUCCACAAAUCUGGUAUCAAAUGUAUCGAUAAAUAUGUAAAUAAGGAUAAUCAAUUAGAAAUCUACACAGGUGGUGAUGAUAAUGGUGUCGGUAUUACAAAAUUUGAAAUUGAGAAAACUACAGGCAAGUUAGCUUGUGUUUCUAUGAGUGUUGUUCCUGACAUAGCAUCGUCGACCGUCACUUCGUGCAAGGUGUUCAAUGAUGGUCUGAAAUUAUUGACUACUUCUGUUGAUCAAAUCAUCCGAGUCUGGGAUACAUCAAACAAAAAUACAUUGAGGUUGUAUGAUUGUAAAUACACAACUAUUGCAGACACGGGAUGUUGUGACAUCUUAACUAUGAAUGGUGGGUUGAAUGUUGCAUUAAUUGCCGGAGUAGGUUUAUCAGUGUGGAGCUUAUAA